CAAAGGGAAAGCCUCAAUGGGAAUGUUUGACCAAAGCCGCUGCCGCUCCAGAUCCGGUACCCUUAUCACCCAUCACUGCCACCAUUAUCACCACCACGACCACUUGGCAAGCGGACCGAAUGGACAUGUAGGGGAUGUCAGAGAGGAUUCGUCUAGCGGCGCUUUUGGCUGUCCCCUCUGGACAAUGUAGCUGUGCUCCCAGAUGUCUAAAUCUGCAAAGCGGGGAGCAUCAGGAGGUCGAAGGGUGAACUUGUUGAGAUUGGAUGGCGUCGAAAGUCGUCGCAAUGGUGAGAGAUAUAUAUCAAGUGGAUCCCGUGGAAGCAGUGCAAAGAUGAGAAGCCAGCAGAUGAUUCAACAAGCGCGCAGCUCUAUGGAGGCCUUCUGCAUGCGCCUCAAGAGACAUCCAUGGUUCGAAGAGAACAACCAGCUUGUGCGGUGGCAGGAGAGCAAGCAGAUCAUCAACGUCUCUAAGAUCAGCGCCCAGGGCGACGCUUGGAGGCAGUGGAACCGGGAGCAGAGGCAGAACGAUAGAGCAGCGGACCGCAGCGCUUGGGCGGAGGGAAAGGCGCAGAGGGCCGCUAGCCUCCAGACCAGCCGCAGCCGCAAGAUACGGAUCCUCCAGGCGGGCCCCACGUCCAAAGCCGCCCGGGGAUGGUGGGAGACCUCGCCCAGGAAGUACACGAAGGACAGCAUCACCACGGCGUUCCACGCCGCCGCGGGCGUCCCGAGGAUGGUCGCCAGGCCAGCUUGCACCUUGAUGUUCGGACUCCGUGCCGACCGCCAGUCGAGGGCGCAGUGUGACGUGGUCACGGCUAUUGCUCGCACUGAAGCGAAGCCGAGAGGGAAAGGCACCGUGACCAGGCUGCCGUGGCGUUCUUGCACACGCACGCUCGCCAAGCACCUCCCCAGCACCGGCUGGGUGCCCAGGCCAGCAGCGCCUUGGACCUGGCAGCAUGCCCCGCUGCGCUUCGAGCCUUUCCUGGACUGCGAUAGCCAGCUCUGGCAUGGAUUUCGCCCCGUCGCCCAGCUCCUCCAGGAGGCCUGGCGGCGCGCAGACUACAGCUCCUUCGACUGCUACAUGAAGAAAAUGUAA
Messenger RNA from Prorocentrum cordatum, 1093 nucleotides. The record is from the annotation of a GenBank genome assembly. NCBI's taxonomy places the organism in Eukaryota, Dinophyceae, Prorocentrales, Prorocentraceae.